Molecule: messenger RNA, 834 nt
Organism: Penicillium daleae
Lineage: Eukaryota; Fungi; Ascomycota; Eurotiomycetes; Eurotiales; Aspergillaceae
Exons: 2
Coding region: 1-834 (277 amino acids)
Biological process (GO): peptidyl-proline hydroxylation to 4-hydroxy-L-proline
Cellular component (GO): endoplasmic reticulum
Molecular function (GO): L-ascorbic acid binding; iron ion binding; procollagen-proline 4-dioxygenase activity
Source: RefSeq, a predicted model, not a curated record
AUGCCCAAACCCAAACCCAAGAAAUCCGACCAAAAGCCUCAACCCCAACCCCAAAUCCGCCAACCCCCCACCCCAAACUGGCCACCCCUGCGCCCCCUCCUCCCGCCAACAGACCUACAUCUCAACCCCCUCGUCCACGAUCAGAUCUACCUAAUUCGCAACUUCCUCCCCGCCAGCCUCUGCAAGACCUACGCCUCCUUCCUAUCAGCACUACCGCUAACGACCACACCGGGCCGGCCGAAGAAAGACGAAGCAGUCCGCGUGAAUGACCGGUUUCAGGUGGAAGAUGCGCGGUUUGCGGAGAACUUGUGGGGUGGGACUGCGUUGAGGGAAUUGGUGACGGAGAGGUUUGAUGAGGAUGAGGAUGUGGAUGGCUAUGGCGAGGAAGUUGGAAGUGAAGAAGAACAAGAAGGAAAAGAAGAGGACGAGAACGAGCAAGCCAAAGCGCACAAGCUACGCGAGACAUGGGGAGGCCAACCACUCGGUCUGAACCCCAAUAUUCGUAUCUACCGGUACUCGAAGGGCCAAUUCUUCGCUCAGCAUUACGACGAAUCCAACACCUUAACCUACCGCCCCGCCUCAACCUCCAAAUCCAUCCCCGCCCGCACAACCUGGACCCUCCUAAUCUACCUCACCACCUGCACCGGCGGCGAAACAGUCUUCUACCCGGACCCGACGCGCGAGACUCCUAAUCCGCCGCCGAUAGCGGUAGCCCCCGAAGUGGGCCUGGCGCUGUUGCAUCGGCACGGGGAUCGGUGCAUGGUGCAUGAGGGGCGGGAGGUGACGGGUGGAGAGAAGUGGGUGGUGCGGAGUGAUUUGGUUGUUGCGAGGUAG